Melospiza georgiana is the source of this 2448-nucleotide messenger RNA. Its product is annotated as atrial natriuretic peptide receptor 2-like. The transcript is spliced from 23 exons. Lineage: Eukaryota; Metazoa; Chordata; Aves; Passeriformes; Passerellidae. The record is from RefSeq and is a predicted model, not a curated record. The coding region runs from base 1 to 2448 and encodes 815 amino acids. Gene Ontology annotation, molecular function: guanylate cyclase activity; peptide receptor activity; ATP binding. Gene Ontology annotation, biological process: cGMP biosynthetic process; protein phosphorylation; receptor guanylyl cyclase signaling pathway.
AUGGGAGCUGUCAAAUCACCAGCCGUAGAGCUCCGAAGCCUCCUCAUUUUUUUGGUGGUAUUAGUGCAAGGGUGGCAUGAUUUAGAUAACAAAGACUAUGACUGUUGGCCCCUGGAAAAGCCAGAUGAGUAUAACAUGCUGGACUGUGGAGGACUGGAGAUGACAUGGGUUCAUAGGCCUCCAGAAAAGGCUGUGAGUGGGGAGUCUUUCAACGUGACCUAUGCCGUCUUUGCUUCAGACAGUUUUUAUCAAUAUGCUGUUCAAAAUGGAAUCCUUUCCCACAGGUAUGUUAGCAAUGCUACUGCUGCAAAGGAAUUCUGUGAGGAGCAUGACUGUCCUGCCAGAUGGAAAGACGCAAAUGGGGACAACUGCUGUGUCUACCAUGCCAACAUUCAUUCCUGUCCUUUGGCCUUCAUGGCUAAAGGAGGAAUAUGUGGUCCAUGGAUCCCAGAUGAUGGUCAGAUAUUUACUCACACUUUGUCUACUGCUGGCAAAAUGAGCCAAAGGAACUGGACUGCCAAGGUUGUUUUAGUUCAUGUGGGUGUGACUUCUCUCAUUGCACACAUCAGAGUGGGGAGAAUCCAAGCUGCUCUGGAAGCAAAAACCACAGUCCUUCCUGCAGUAGUCUGUGGAGAUGGCUUUUGUGAGGAAGAGGAAGGCUGCUCUAUCUGUCCAGCAGACUGUGGGGAAUGCCCUCUUUCUGUUGAUGUUAGGAUAGCAAUUGCCUUACCAAUAUGUUUUGUCUGCACUGGCUUCAUUUUGACAAUAAUGUGGUUUCAAUAUCAGAAACAAAAGAUGCUUUGGGAUGAAAGCUGGAUUAUAGACUUCACCUGCAUCAAACAAGACUUGCUACAAAAAGUAAUUAAUUUUGGCGAGAGUGAUGGCAGAACAGUGGCCAUAAAGAAAAUAAUGAAGAAGUCAUUCACGCUGUCUAAAACCAUACGUAAAGAAGUGAAGCAAGUGAGGGAACUUGACCAUCCCAAUCUCUGCAAAUUCAUUGGAGGUUGUAUAGAAGUUCCAAAUGUUGCAAUUGUCACAGAGUACUGCCCCAAAGGCAGCCUUAGUGAUGUGCUCCUCAAUGAAGAUAUUCCUUUGAACUGGGGUUUCAGAUUUUCUUUUGCUACUGAUAUUGCUCAAGGAAUGGCCUAUCUCCACCACCACAAAAUGUAUCAUGGACGGUUGAAGUCUAAUAACUGUGUGAUAGAUGACCGGUGGGUUUGCAAAAUUGCAGAUUAUGGCUUGCAGUCAUAUAGAAAAGAAGAUUUUUCUGAUGGAUCAAAUUCAUCCCAGCAGCAUUUGAAACAGAUUUACACAGCUCCUGAAAUACGUACUCUUUCAGAUUUUGAGCCCAAUUCUAUGUCUGAUGUCUACAGUUAUGCCAUCAUUUUACUAGAAAUUGCCACAAGAAGUGACUCUCUGAAAGAUGAUGUGCAUUCUGGUGAAUAUUCCUGGUGCCCACCUUUGGCAGAAUUAAUUUCAGGAAAGACUGAGAAUUCUUGUCCUGCAGAUUAUGUAGAGUUAAUUGAAAGGUGCAGAAAAAAUAAUCCAUCCCAAAGGCCUACAUUUGAACAAGUCAAGAAAAUGUUGUACAAGAUGAAUCCUGUUAGCCCUGUUGACAUGAUGAUGACUCUGAUGGAGAAAUAUAACAAACAUCUGGAGAUACUAGUUUCUGAGAGAACCCAGGAUUUAAUGCAUGAAAAACAGAAGACUGAUCGUCUGCUGUAUAGUAUGUUGCCAAAACAAAUAGCAGAUGAUCUCAGACAGGGAAAACAGGCACAAGCUCAAAGUUACUCAAGUGCCACUAUCUUCUUCAGUGACAUCGUUGGCUUCACUGAGCUGUCCAGCAGCAGCACGCCAUAUCAAGUGGUAGAUCUCUUGAACAAGCUUUAUACCAUUUUUGAUGAAAUCAUAGAUAACUAUGAUGUCUAUAAGGUGGAGACAAUAGGAGAUGCCUAUAUGGUGGUGUCGGGAGUACCCAAGGAGAACGGGAUCCUUCAUGCUGGUGAGAUUGCAAAAAUGGCUUUAGACCUUCUGGAUGUCUGCAGGACUUUUAAGAUCCCACACAAGCCUAAUACCCUCCUAAAGAUAAGAGCAGGAAUACAUUCAGGGGCAGUUGUAGCUGGAGUUGUUGGAACCAAGAUGCCACGGUACUGUUUAUUUGGAGAUACUGUGAACACAGCUUCCAGGAUGGAAUCUACCAGUGAAGCUCUUAAAAUACAGUGCAGUACAAGUGCAUACCAGCUGUUGGAGCAGAUUGGAGAGUAUGUGUUAGUAUGCCGUGGGAAUUUACAAGUCAAGGGGAAAGGAGAUAUGGUCACAUACUGGCUUGAAGGUAAGAAAGCUUCUGUCGCCCAGAAAGCAGUCACCAGCAUUUCUGUGACUCCUCAAGAUGCCAACAGAUUUUCAUAUAGUCUGAUACCAGGUGUCCUUCCCAGUGAUCCUCUCUGA